This is a messenger RNA of Lichtheimia ornata, 2727 nucleotides long. RefSeq lists its product as uncharacterized. The record is from RefSeq and is a predicted model, not a curated record. Gene Ontology annotation, biological process: negative regulation of fatty acid biosynthetic process. Gene Ontology annotation, molecular function: protein binding. Lineage: Eukaryota; Fungi; Mucoromycota; Mucoromycetes; Mucorales; Lichtheimiaceae. Gene Ontology annotation, cellular component: cytoplasm; Cul4-RING E3 ubiquitin ligase complex. The transcript has 8 exons. Bases 1 to 2727 code for a protein of 908 amino acids.
AUGUCCGCUACAAUUGAGCAAUGCCUUCGUGAAAGGGAAUGCGGUCGUCUCAAAUUCAGGCCUCGACUAGGAUUUACGGGCAAUACCUUUGCACAACGAAUCUAUGGCGACGAAUUCCUUAUUUCUCGUCUCACUCUUGAGAAGGAGCUGAAGCAUCACACGGGUUGCGUCAACUCAUUAUACUGGUCUCAAACUGGUGAUAAACUCUUAUCAGGAUCCGAUGAUACGCGCGUUUGUAUAUGGAAGCCAUGGGAAGAUUAUUCACUUGGAUGCAGCAUCGAUACUGGUCACAGUGCCAACAUUUUCUCUGCAAAGUUCAUGCCAGCAACCUCAGAUAGCGUGGUGAUCUCUGCCGCUGCCGAUUCGGAAGUGCGUGUGUUUGAUGUCAAUGGAUCCAACAAUCAUGGACAACUUCGACAUGUUUAUACUUGCCAUAGUGCCAGCGUCAAGCGUAUUGCCAUUGACAAUAGCCCUUUUGAAUUCAUGACAUGUGCUGAAGAUGGAACGGUCCGCCACUUUGAUUUACGUCAACGCCAUGUUUGCUCUCCGCAUACAAUCAGUUCAUUUCUGGGAGGACGACAACCUUCAAGACGAUAUGAUCAACCACGUGGACGAGAUGUAAAACAAGGAUGCCCUUCACCUUUGGUCGACUAUAGCGAGUAUGAUGUGGAACUCAACUCCAUGUCAUUGAAUCCAUUACAUCCUCAGUACUUUAUCAUUGCCGGCAAAGAUGAUUUUAUUUAUUUGCAUGAUCGACGCAUGGUGGGACAAGGUGAUCGUGGAGGCGCCAAUGUUGCACACCAUGCAAAAUCACGUUGCGUUAAACGAUUCACCUCAUCCUCGGAUCAUCGUCGACGACGAGCACGACAAAUCACAGCAUGCAAAUUCAACGGCUCAAAUGGACGAGAGUUGAUUGGCAGUUGGCUAUCCGAUGGCAUUUACCUUUUCGAUAUGCAUGAUUCACCUAUUGAACGAUCACCAGUCAACACGGCACGCUCAUCUUCUCAGCCUAAAUCAACCAACCGGGACGAGGUACCAUUCUCAGGGAGAAAUCUGGUGAUACAACGUUUUCGAGAAGGAGAGCUCAAUGAUGCUAUCGUUGAGAUUGACAACUUAUUGGCCAAAACGGAUGAGAGUUUGGGAGCACAUGAUGACAACACCACAACAGAAGAAAACAUGAUUGAGAAGAUAUGGGAAUUGUGCAUGAUGAGUGCUGUACGGUUACGGCGGAUAUAUGAAGGUCGUGCAAGUCAAUUUGCUGACGAGGAAUUACGAGGCGAGGAGGUGGCAUCAACGCGAUUGUUUAUUCGUGAGGCUGAAGCCGUGGCAGUUGAUAUUCAUUGUACACGUGGUUACUGGUGCCUUGCUGUUGGCUUAUGGAUUGCAUCAGGUGGACAACGCAGCAAUGGAUGCGAAGAUCGUAAGGAUUGGUUAGAAAAAGCUCAAGUUUAUCUCGAAGAGGCACGUGCCAUCUACACAAAUGCCUUGUCUUCCAGCAGCAGCAGCAGCAGCAACAGCAGCUCGUCAUCAUCUUCUUUAUCCAGUGGUGCUGAAUCCUCGCUUGCCGCCUUCAACAAAAAAAUUGAUACGCUUCAACGAGAUAUCAUAGCAGCCUUACAUCGUGAGGAAGAAGAGGACGAUGAUGAUGAUACACGUUCGGAAACCACUACGAUGGAUCGAUGGAAAUGGCUUGACAGCAUGUACAUGCAACCCAUGGAAGAGGAUACUCAACCAUCAAAAUCACGCCAAUCUACCGGAUCACCAGGAAAUGAUGGUGUCGACGCGACUAGUGAUGCCGCUGCUGAACAUUCUAUACGAAGCACUUCGACCUCGCGACAUGCUACAAUUGCAUCCAGUGCUAGUGAGCGACCUGCAUCCGAUAGUGAAACUAGCAAUAUGGAUAUUGAGAUUUCAAAUGAAAAUGACGAGAGCAACUCUGAUACCCAGCAUUCUGAUAAUUCAACGGUUGUCACCAUCGAUACACAACAUGAUCAUCAUCCUGAUUCGCACGAGUCGUCAUCAUCAAGCACAAGCGGGUUUGAAGGCGAGAGCGAUAUCUCUAUGGGCGAAGACACGGAUGAAGAUAUCUCUGAAGAUGACGAAUAUGAAGAAAGCAACCCGUAUUAUGAUGAGGAUGAUCAUGAGGAAUCGGAUGAAGAUGAUGAUGCUACUUCACUAAGAUCCAUAUCCGAGCUUGAACCUGACGUGGAUAUUAUUGCUCAUCGAAAAAAGUACGUGGGUCAUUGUAAUGUCAGGACAAUCAAAGACGUUAACUUUUAUGGAUUGAAUGACGAAUACAUUGUUUCGGGAAGCGACUACGGCUAUAUCUUUAUAUGGGACAAGAAAACAGCACGCAUAGUGCAGAUUUUACAAGGUGAUGAGGACACUGUGAACAUCGUACAGGGUCACCCACGGAUACCUGUGAUAGCAACAUCAGGCAUCGAGAACACCAUCAAGAUUUUUUCACCCACAUCAGCUGUGGCAACUACCUCACGCAAGCAGCAUCCCAAUCUUCGAUCAUCAUAUUCAGAAUCAUCAAGAAUGUACGAGGCCGAUGAUAUAGUAACGCGAAUGAUGGAAAACAACGUUACCACUGGUGAUCAUUAUUUUACCCGACGUAUGCUUUCAUCUAUUACUCGACAAUUUCGACGCGGCGGCAAUCUCGAUGAUGUGUUGAUGAUGGAUGAUGAUGACGACGAAAUGCAUAUAGAUUGCCGAGUGCAGUAG